This is a messenger RNA of Oncorhynchus nerka (sockeye salmon), 1863 nucleotides long. RefSeq names its product scavenger receptor cysteine-rich type 1 protein M130-like. Gene Ontology annotation, molecular function: serine-type endopeptidase activity. Bases 202 to 1452 code for a protein of 416 amino acids. Gene Ontology annotation, biological process: zymogen activation. Gene Ontology annotation, cellular component: plasma membrane. The transcript is spliced from 9 exons. The record is from RefSeq and is a predicted model, not a curated record. Lineage: Eukaryota; Metazoa; Chordata; Actinopteri; Salmoniformes; Salmonidae.
GUUAUGUUGAUUUAACCUCUGCCUCUCUCUUCCUCUGACUCCUCCCUUUCUCUCUAUCUAUCUCUCUUUCUCUCUCUCUCUUUCUCCUCAGAUCUCCAGGCUCAAAGCGUCAGUCCACCAGAUCUCCAGGCUCAAAGCGUCAGUCCACCAGCUGAACUCUCAGCCAGACUGGAGGAUGGGACCACUUCCUGUUCUGGGACAAUGGAAGUCUUCUACAGAGGAGAGUGGUUCGGUCUAUGUACUGGGUGGUGGAGCAUAAUGAAAGAGGUUAAGGUUGUGUGUAGAGAGCUGGACUGUGGGAAUCCUGUAGCUGAAUCUAGAGGACCUCUGAUUGAAGAUGGAACAAGAGGAAUCAUACCAUAUGGUUGUAGUGGAGAUGAGUCUUCUAUUAGACAGUGUGACAUCAGAGGAGAACCUGGUUACUGUUUUGGUGGAUAUUAUCAUCAUGUGAUCUGUUCAGAGUCUGUGCGGCUUGUGGAUGGAGCUGGUCUCUGCUCUGGGAGAGUGGAGGUGAAGUCCAAUCAGUCCUGGGCCUCAGUGUGUGAAGCUGACUUUGACCGGCAGGAUGCAGAGGUAGUCUGUAGGGAUGUUGGCUGUGGGGCUCCUGCAGCUCUACAGGGGGGGCUCUAUGGAGGAGGUGGGGGUCAGACCUGGGAUAAAGAGUUCCAGUGUAAAGGUAAUGAGUCCAUUCUCCUGGACUGUGACACCUCAGACAGAGAGAACAACACCUGCCUACCUGGUAAUGCUGUUGGACUCACCUGUUCAGAGCCUGAUGAUGUGAGGCUGGUGGGAGGAGGCAGUCGCUGUGCUGGUGGAGUGGAGGGGUACGACCAGGGAGAGUGGAGGACUGUGGGAGCUUCAGACUGGAACCAGGGGGAUGUAGCUGCAGUUGUGUGUAGACAGCUGGGUUGUGGCUCCACUGUUUCAGUACUACUUGGAAACACCACUAGAGGGUUUAGAGUUAUCUGUUCUGGGUCUGAGUCUUCACUGAGGGAGUGUAGAAGAAUGUAUGAUCUCCAUCCUGGACUCACAGUGAUCUGCUCAGAUCUCCUGGUCCAGCCUGAUAUCUUCCUGACUGACCCAAUGGGAGGGUUUUCAGGGGCCACCAGGGACCUGAGAUAUGACUCCCACCAAGGGAACUACAGCUGUGUUCAUGACAAUUAUGUUUUCUCUCAUAAUUUCUCCUCUGAGAGCGAGCUCCUCUCCCUCACCAUCACAGCCUCUCCUCUGCCAGCCUUCAUCAUCAGACACGUUGUAGUACUGCUGAUCCUACUGACAGCCAUCACCACCUCCUACCUGUACUACAAGCCCACCAGGAGGCAGAAGAGAGUGAACAGGGUGAGCAGCAUGGAUCUUUAUGUCAAUGCCAAGGAGAUGGUCUCUCUGAGCUCCAGAGCUGAAGCUGGACCGGGAGAGGAGAGCAGCCCAGGGGACGGAGUAGGAAUAGAAUGAAGCUGACCCUACAUGCUGAUCUUAGGUCAGUUUUGUGUUUUAAAUCGAUGGUCAGCAGUGGACUGGUGUUUAAAAUGUGGUGACAAACCUGAAGUGGUUCUAAUUUUAAUAACAAGUUCAGAAUUAGUUUCUCUUUCUAGAGCCUUGGACGAAAUUUAAAAGUAGUGACUGCAACCACCAUUAUUCAUUCAGUUUGCUUUUUACCACCAGAGAAACAUGGGGUUUUGGGUAACAUGGGGUUUUGGGCAACAUGGGGUUUUGGGUAACAUGGGGUUUUGGGUAACAUGGGGUUUUGGGUAACAUGGAGAAAGUGAUGUUAUUGAUUAUAAAUGUUAGGAUAUUGGUUAUGAUGUUGCUCUCUAAACUGUCAUGUAAUCAACUGAAUGCUUUUAAUAAAAUUACAGGCUGUCA